Molecule: messenger RNA, 2860 nt
Organism: Gaeumannomyces tritici R3-111a-1
Lineage: Eukaryota; Fungi; Ascomycota; Sordariomycetes; Magnaporthales; Magnaporthaceae
Product: threonyl-tRNA synthetase
Exons: 4
Coding region: 235-2670 (811 amino acids)
Biological process (GO): threonyl-tRNA aminoacylation
Cellular component (GO): cytoplasm
Molecular function (GO): ATP binding; threonine-tRNA ligase activity
Source: RefSeq, a predicted model, not a curated record
GCGGGGUAGCUGGAGAUCUCGAUAGCGAACAGCCCAAGCGAACAGCCCACCAUUUACGGAUGCACAGCACAGCAGAACCGUAGCCUGCCAUUGAGUCACCGCCUGCUGGGCUCGGAUCCAUAUAUCAAAGCCUGGCCGACACCCGUCUCUUUUUCAUUGGGACUCUGUAAGACUUCCUCCCGUCUUGGGCCUCCACGACGUCAACCGCCCGUCUGCCAACCACACGCGCCCACCAUGGAGCCAGCCAAGGAGGCCAUCGACGCCCUCGCUGAGGGCGUCAAGAAGGUCGUCGUUGGCGCCGGCCAGCCCAAGGAGGGCAAGAAGGGUGCCGCCAAGAAGGAGAAGAAGGGCGCCGCUGCUGCCGCCGCCGACGCCGGCCCUCUCGAGCUCAACCCCCCGCCGUCGUUCCUGCAGGACCGCGUCGAGCUCUUCGACCGCCUGAAGAAGGAGUAUGAUGCCGAGGUCGCCCAGAAGCCGCGCGACCCCAUUACCAUCACCAUGCCCGACGGCAGCGUCAAGCCGGGCGUCGCUUGGCAGACUACCCCUGCCGAUAUCGCCAAGGGCAUCUCCACCAGCCUCUUCAAGCGCACCGUGGUCGCGAGGUUGGAUGGCGACAAGGAGCAGCUGUGGGACCUGGAGCGUCCACUCGAAAGGAGCUGCAAGCUGGAGCUGCUCGAUUUCACCGACCCCCAGGGCAAGUUUGUCUUCUGGCACUCCAGCGCACACAUCCUUGGCGAGGCCACCGAGCGCCGUUUCGGCUGCAGCCUGUGUAUCGGCCCCCCGGUCGACAAUGGCUUCUACUACGAGAUGGCGCUGCCCGAUGGAGGUGCUGUCCAGGCCACCGACUGGAAGCCCCUCGAGACCAUCGUGUCCAAGAUCGUCAAGGAGAAGCAAAAGUUCGAGCGCCUUGUGCUGAGCAAGGAGGACCUGCUGGAGAUGUUCAAGUACAACAAGUACAAGCAGCAUAUCAUCAAGGACAAGAUCGCCGAUGGCACCAAAACCACCGUGUAUCGCAACGGUCCCCUUAUCGACCUCUGCAGGGGGCCCCACGUCCCCGACACAGGCAGGAUCGAGGCCUUCGCUAUUAUGAAGAACUCUGCCAGCUACUUUCUUGGCGACAAGGACAACGACUCGCUUCAGCGCAUCUACGGUGUCAGCUUCCCCACCAAAAAGGAGCUCACCGAGUACAAGAAGUUCUUGGAAGAGGCUGCCAAGCGUGAUCACCGCCUGAUUGGCAAGCAGCAGGAGCUCUUUUUCUUCCACGACUACAGCCCCGGCUCCGCCAUGUGGCUGCCCCACGGAACCAGGAUCUACAACACCCUGCUGGCAUUUAUCCGCGAUAUCUACUGGGACAAGAACUACGAGGAGGUCAUCACCCCCAACAUCUACAACGCCGACCUGUGGAAGCAGUCGGGCCAUUGGGAGUUCUACAAGGACGACAUGUUCGUUAUCCAACAGGAUAAGGAGACCUUUGGCCUCAAGCCCAUGAAUUGCCCCGGACACGCCCUCAUGUUUGCCCACCGCGAGCGCUCGCACCGUGAGCUGCCGUGGCGCGUUGCCGACUUUGGUGUCCUCCACCGCAACGAGGCCUCGGGUGCGCUCUCGGGCCUGACACGAGUGCGCCGCUUCCAACAAGACGACUCCCACAUCUUCUGCCGUGAGGACCAGAUCAAGGACGAGAUUCUCGACCUGUUCGACUUCCUGAGGAAAAUGUACAGCGUCAUGGGUCUCACUUUCAAGUUACGCCUAUCCACCCGCCCCGAAAAGUACAUGGGCGCCCUGGAUACCUGGAACAAGGCCGAGGAUUCCCUCCGCGAGGCGCUCGACAUUUUCUCUACAUCCGAGGGCGGCGUCCCUUGGGAGCUGAACGAGGGCGACGGUGCCUUCUACGGACCGAAAAUCGACAUUGCUAUCAUGGACUGUCUCAACCGCGAGUGGCAAUGCGCCACGAUCCAGCUCGACUUUGUGCAGCCUCAGAACUUUGGCCUGGAGUACAUGGCAGGCGAGGACACGGCCGAGACCAAGGCCAAGGCUGAGGAAGCCAAGUCGACCGCGCCACAGGCGCCCAAGGUCAAGGUCAAGGACCCUCAGGCCGUUAUCGACUCGUCCAACGCAGCGGCCAAGGCAGGAGAGGCGGCUGCUGCCGGUGCCGAAGGCGAGAGUAAGAAGGAGAAGGUCAUCAAGAAGCUCACUCCAGGCUGCGCACGCCCCGUCAUGAUCCAUCGUGCCAUGGCCGGAUCCAUCGAGCGGUUCACGGGUAUCUUGUGCGAGCACUUUGCCGGAAAGUGGCCAAUGUGGCUGUCUCCCCGCCAGAUUCUCGUGGUGCCCGUCGGCAAGGGUUUCUACGACUACGCCGAGGAGGUCAGGGGCAUCUUCAAGAAGGCCAAGAUGCACAUUGAUGUCGACACUUCUGGAAACACGCUGCAGAAGAAGAUUCGCACGGGACAGCUAGCGCAGUACAACUUCAUUUUCGUCGUGGGAGCCGAGGAGAUGAACGGUAGACAAGUCAACGUCCGCAACCGCGACGAUCCGGCUACCCAAGACCGUGGCCAGCCCAUAGCGCUAGACGAGGCCAUCGAGAAGCUCACCAAGCUGAGGGACGAGAGGGGGACCUACAACCCAUUCCCUGCACCCGCCAAGCCGGAAGCGACGAAGCCUACCGCCUCCUGAGUGUAUACGUAACUUCGUGCUGUGAUGGCUGGGUGUGACAAGAGGUGCCUAGAAAAGACGGAGAACAAAAUAUAGAAACAAGAAAUGUCGUCAAAUCCACAGAUGAAUCGGGAGCCUUAUUAAGUAGAAAGUGACAUUAAAUCAUGAUUGGUUGUUUACUGUAGUUUACACAAACAACCCUUGUUUGUCG